This is a messenger RNA of Sporisorium graminicola, 546 nucleotides long. RefSeq lists its product as uncharacterized. NCBI's taxonomy places the organism in Eukaryota, Fungi, Basidiomycota, Ustilaginomycetes, Ustilaginales, Ustilaginaceae. The coding region runs from base 1 to 546 and encodes 181 amino acids. The record is from RefSeq and is a predicted model, not a curated record. The transcript is spliced from 2 exons.
AUGGGCGUGCCAGAGAUCGUGGCCACGUCCAAGUUCAAGUCUUCCAAGGCAACCACGACGGCUCGCCAAGCACAGCAUGAUGCGCAUGUAGUAGAUGACUGGGACGCCGAGAGCAGCGACGACGAGCCCAGAAAAAGCAUCUCGCCAGCGAUGCAAGCGGAUGUGUUCAAGGCCACCAAAGACCAGUGGACGGAAGCCAACUCGCAAGCUCCGGCAGCUCUCCCGAUCAUUGCACCUGGUCAAGGUCGCAGCCUUCCAGGUGCAGCCUAUGGAGAUCGACUGCAGGCCAACAGCAGCGCCCAAGCUCGUGCCGACAAUACUGCAACAGCCGCGCGGGGCAUCGCCAAGAUCACACUCGCAACUGCUCCACCCCGCAUCUUGCAGCGUCCAAAAGAAGCGGCUCCCGGCAUGCGCAGCGAUGGCUCCUCGGCCCACGCAUCCAAAAGUGGCCUACAGGAGCACAAAACGGUAGAGCAACGCCAGCUCGAAUAUCGUCUGGCGCGUGAGAGGAUCUUUGGCACCACCUCCUCGAAGCCACCACCUUAG